This is a messenger RNA of Chiloscyllium plagiosum (whitespotted bambooshark), 3158 nucleotides long. Its product is annotated as ADP-ribosylation factor-like protein 8B-A. Gene Ontology annotation, biological process: protein transport; anterograde axonal transport. The record is from RefSeq and is a predicted model, not a curated record. Gene Ontology annotation, cellular component: lysosomal membrane. Lineage: Eukaryota; Metazoa; Chordata; Chondrichthyes; Orectolobiformes; Hemiscylliidae. Gene Ontology annotation, molecular function: GTPase activity; GTP binding.
UUCAGAUGUUUAGAGUCUCUUUCUCCAUUUAUUUGUCUCCUGGAGUGUGCCUAAAGCGGUUGACACUUGGACACAUUCUCCUCCCUUUAACUGGGCGCAGCUGAUGUUACGCUUCUCUCUUGCUCAGCUGUCAUAUGAUCACUGGCUGCGGAGCUGCAGGCAUAAGGCAAGCUGAAGCUGAAUUGGGAGAGCAGCAGAAAGUGGAGAGCUGGAACCAGGGAAGAUGAGCAUGCUGGUGCUGAUUAAUAAGUUGCUGGACUGGUUUAAGUCCCUGUUCUGGAAGGAGGAGAUGGAGCUGACCCUGGUCGGGCUGCAGUACUCGGGCAAGACGACGUUUGUGAAUGUGAUCGCGUCUGGCCAGUUCACUGAAGAUAUGAUUCCAACUGUGGGUUUCAACAUGAGAAAACUAACAAAAGGAAAUGUCACCAUUAAGAUCUGGGAUAUUGGUGGACAGCCAAGAUUCCGAAGCAUGUGGGAGCGUUACUGCAGAGGAGUUAAUGCUAUUGUCUACAUGGUGGACGCUGCAGACUUUGAAAAGAUUGAAGCUUCAAAGAAUGAACUUCACAACUUAUUAGAUAAACCACAGUUGCAAGGAAUUCCAGUGUUAGUCUUGGGAAAUAAGAGAGACCUUCCUAAUGCCUUGGAUGAGAAACAGCUAAUUGAAAAAAUGAAUUUAUCUGCUAUCCAGGAUCGAGAAAUCUGUUGUUAUUCAGUGUCCUGCAAAGAGAAGGAUAACAUUGACAUCACACUACAGUGGCUUAUUCAGCACUCCAAAUCCAGGCACUGCUGAGGUUGGUCUCCUGCUGUAGAAGAUGGUGAACUGCUUGUCCAUCCUACGUACCUUGGAAGGAUAUAUGGAAGAACCUAACUCAGCUGGGCCUGAGUCUUUCAAUCCCAGUUCUUGUUAAUAUGGACUUCUAAGAUUUCUUCUUUGCGUUCCUUUGACUUCAGGUCAUUUUCUACGUUUAAAGAAAAUUGUGCCAUUCAACAGUAAUGCUGAGUAAUCAUAAAUUAUUUCUGUAAGCCUUGGGCACAGGGCUUCUUUAAUUAAGAGAUGCCUUUGGAAAAAAAAACACAGAUAAUGGCUAUGCCCUUUUUAAUAGGAUGAUAUCCUGAUUGUGUGUUUCUCAUUUUGCAUGCGAUGUAUUAAUAUAAAACAGUAUUUCAAUGUAUGAUUACUGAUCAAAAGGAACUGAGCCCUAUGUAUAACAGGAAUGGUUUGCUUGACCAGUGAAGACAUGCUCCUGCUAAAUUAUAAGUACAGUAGUUAUAUGGAUGCAGGAGCAGGGCAGCAACAUUUUGUUGAUUGAUAGGGAUGCUUUCAUCUUCCUAUUUUGACACCAUCAUGGAUUGCACUUUUAUACUAACAUCAAUAUAAUCUGUUAAAUUGUUUCCCAUCGACCUCAAUGGCUAUCUACAUCCGCAGGGUAGCAGGGAAAUUCAACCGACAUUACCUUCAUAGCUUAAUUGCUUUUUUAAAUUAUUUGCAUUCAUCAAGACAUAAACCAUCAAUAUAAUCUAAUGAUUUGAUGCUAACUUGAAAGAAGACUGCAAAUUGAUUUUAUUGUGUGGAAGUGGUGUGCACCAUUCCAAGUUUAAUCUUUCAUUUCAUGAAUCUCAAUGUGAGAACAGCACAAGGUAAGCCUACUAUCAAUGUUUUAGUAGACAUGGAAUAUCAGACACUGCUAAGUGGAGGUUAGUAGUAUCGGAAAUGUACCACAAUAAGAGCAAAUUUGAAAUGCAUCCAACAAUUGCUUGAAAGUGCAGUCUGAUGGUCACAAGCCUGUUCCAAAUUGGCACAUUACAUUGUGAGAAGCAGGCUUUAGUCCAGUUUUAUGUCCUAAUUGUCUUUCUAUAAUAGCACUUAAAAAGAUUGAAAUCAAGAUCUUUUGAAACCAGCUGUUUUCUUUUACAGUACCAGAGACUUUGCCAUCUACUUCACAUUUCAGUUCCUUUCUAUAUUUGUUCUAAGAAGAAGUUAAUUUGCAAACUCAUGAGCUGCAUGUCACAUCAUCUUAAUCUUUUUUUUAAAAAUGGUAUUAUGCAAAGAAGCAUGGGUACAUUGACACAAAAAUAAGACUUGUUGUCAGUGAGAAUGAAUUUGUGUUCAUCAGUACUAUAAGUGAAUUGUGUAAAUUCUAAACCUUGUUUCUAUCCAACCUAUCCUCUUGCUGUUAGACCCUUAAUGUAUUUUGAUGAUAUUAACUGAGGAAUAAGAAUUGGCCCAGUACAUAAGGAUAAUUUGCUCCACUUUUAUUUUCAAGUCUUCAUUUUAGAUUUCAUGUAUUUUACGUCCCAUAAUUAGCAAGACACUUCUUAAAAAAAAAUAAAGUUGCAGUUUAUUAUAAAGGAUAGAACCUCUCAGUGAAAAUUUUUACAAAACCUGUAGUGAUCAUUUAAAUAGUACCAGCCAAAAUUCACAAUAGGUUUUCAGUUAAAAGCCAGUUCCUAUGAUCCAAGCAGAAUCUUGGGGCUAGUGCCAUUUUAUAAGUUCCAGAGGAUGGAAUAUCUUCCACACUUCCUGUGAAAUUUAUUUUAUACAAUAGGUCAAUUACCUUUUUGUUUCUAUGGCAGUUAAGUAACAUUUGGUGAUGUAAUGACUUGGGCAUCACGAAGUUGCUCUUUUCCUGAAGCAACACCAAUUACAAUAGAACCUGAAAUUUAAACUUGACUACUACUUUAUGAUGUAACAUGUUCUUUAAAAUGAAUGUAUUUGUCAGACACUGGAUUUAUUACUCAUUAAUUAUGAACUUUGUCUGCAUGUUGCUUGAGCAGAAAAAAUACACAUCCCACAUUUUCUCUUUGUAUUAUUUAUGUGCAAUAUAUUUUAAAUUGCUUCUUCCAUGAGACAUGUACAUUAACUAUAUAAAGUGGAAAAAUGAGACAUAGCUCUAAAGCUUUGAUCUCUUGUUCAGUUUUUUAAAAAACUGGCAAUUGGUAAUUUGCAUUGCAGCUGUUGUGCUGUCAUAAUUGUAUUCAAUUUAGGAAUGUGGAUUUUAACAAUGUAUUGAAGCAGUUUUGGUCAAUAGAAUCAUAAGCAUUUAAUCCAGUCUACCAUAUUGGUGUGGUAGCUCACAUUGUUCUACUGUAUAGAAUGGAACAGAUACAGCAUAUGCCUUCUUUCAAAUUUACAAUCACUAAAGACUGGUCAGAAACUG